Molecule: messenger RNA, 2001 nt
Organism: Eptesicus fuscus (big brown bat)
Lineage: Eukaryota; Metazoa; Chordata; Mammalia; Chiroptera; Vespertilionidae
Gene: CAMK1D
Product: calcium/calmodulin dependent protein kinase ID
Exons: 11
Coding region: 413-1570 (385 amino acids)
Biological process (GO): peptidyl-serine phosphorylation
Cellular component (GO): intracellular anatomical structure
Molecular function (GO): calmodulin binding; calcium/calmodulin-dependent protein kinase activity; ATP binding
Source: RefSeq, a predicted model, not a curated record
CGCGGGGAGGGCGGGGAGUCCGCAGCGGCAGCAGCAGGAGGAGGAGGAGGGAGCCGGAGGGCGGCCGGGAGGCGGAGAAGGGAGGCAAGAAAGUAGCAGAAAGUGAGGCUGGCCACCCGCGGCCGAGAAGCCGGGCGAGCGGCGGCGGCAGCAGGAAGUCUGAGCCUGAGACCAGCAGAAAUACGAGCCAGGGAGGGACCGCGGCGGCGAGAGUGAAAGAGGAAACUGCCGAAGAGGAAGCUCUGCCGCCGCAGCCAGUCUCCUCCGGCUCCCGCGCCGAGCAUCCCCGCGCCGCCCGCGCCGACCUCCGGGGACCCCCCUGCCCCGCGCCGCCCCCCUCGCCGCCCCGGCGCCCCCUCCUCAGCGCGCCCGCCCCGGCCCCGCGCGCCCGGCCGCGCCGCCCUCGUCUGCCAUGGCCCGGGAGAACUGCGAGGGCAGCGCCUCCUGGAAGAAGCAAGCGGAGGACAUCAAGAAGAUCUUCGAGUUCAAGGAGACCCUCGGAACCGGGGCAUUUUCUGAAGUGGUUUUAGCCGAAGAGAAAGCAACUGGAAAGCUCUUUGCGGUGAAGUGCAUUCCUAAGAAGGCGCUGAAGGGCAAAGAAAGCAGCAUAGAGAAUGAGAUAGCCGUUCUCAGAAAGAUUAAGCAUGAAAACAUUGUUGCCCUGGAAGACAUUUAUGAAAGCCCAAAUCACUUGUACUUGGUCAUGCAACUUGUGUCCGGUGGAGAGUUGUUUGAUCGAAUAGUGGAGAAGGGAUUUUACACAGAGAAAGAUGCUAGCACUCUGAUCCGCCAGGUCUUGGAUGCUGUCUACUAUCUCCAUAGAAUGGGCAUCGUCCACAGGGACCUCAAGCCUGAAAAUCUCUUGUACUACAGUCAAGAUGAGGAGUCCAAAAUAAUGAUCAGUGACUUUGGAUUGUCAAAGAUGGAGGGCAAAGGAGACGUGAUGUCCACGGCCUGUGGGACCCCCGGUUACGUUGCUCCCGAGGUCCUCGCCCAGAAACCUUACAGCAAAGCUGUUGACUGCUGGUCCAUCGGGGUGAUUGCCUAUAUCUUGCUCUGUGGCUACCCUCCCUUUUAUGAUGAAAAUGACUCCAAGCUCUUUGAACAGAUCCUCAAGGCAGAGUAUGAGUUCGACUCCCCCUACUGGGAUGACAUCUCUGACUCUGCAAAAGACUUCAUUCGGAAUCUGAUGGAGAAAGAUCCAAACAAAAGAUACACAUGUGAGCAGGCAGCUCGGCACCCAUGGAUCGCAGGUGACACGGCCCUCAACAAGAACAUCCACGAGUCGGUCAGUGCCCAGAUCCGGAAGAACUUCGCCAAGAGCAAAUGGAGACAAGCAUUUAAUGCCACUGCCGUCGUGAGGCAUAUGAGAAGACUCCAUCUUGGAAGCAGCCUGGACAGUUCAAAUGCGGGCGUGUCGAGCAGCCUCAGUUUGGCCGGCCAGAAUGAUUGUCUGGCACCCUCCACGCUCUGUAGUUUCAUUUCCUCUUCAUCAGGGGUCCCCGGCGUGGGAGCGGAGCGGAGACCGAGGCCCACCACUGUGACGACGGUGCACUCUGGAAGCAAGUGACUGGCUCUGGAGGUGGGGCCCAGGGGCGAGGCCUCGCGCAGAGCCAGGGAAGGGGGUCCCCAGGGCCACCAGUGCCACCAGCCACCCCAGAGUGAUCCCACCUUGCAUGGUGCGCCUACCUGCACAGGACUGGAAGACAGAAGUUUUUUAUGGCCAUAUUUUAUACUGCAAUUCUGAAGUGUUCAUUUCUCACAAACUGUACUGACUCAAGGAAGCUGAUUUAACAGGACCUGGUGCUGUAUAUAUGAAUCUUGCAAAGCUCUAAUGAAUGGACUCUCUUUGUCCUCUCCCCAACUUCCUUCCGUCAUUUCUGCUCUUCUCACUAUAGGUAACUGUCUAUGUUGUAUUUUUCAUUAAUGACAAAAAAAGUUUCAACUGGAUUAUUUAAGUAUUGGUAAAUAUUGCACAUUAGGGUUUUUUUUUUUUCCUUU